Molecule: messenger RNA, 1469 nt
Organism: Etheostoma cragini (Arkansas darter)
Lineage: Eukaryota; Metazoa; Chordata; Actinopteri; Perciformes; Percidae
Gene: ovol1a
Product: ovo-like zinc finger 1a
Exons: 7
Coding region: 435-1469 (344 amino acids)
Biological process (GO): epidermal cell differentiation; regulation of transcription by RNA polymerase II
Cellular component (GO): nucleus
Molecular function (GO): DNA-binding transcription factor activity, RNA polymerase II-specific; RNA polymerase II cis-regulatory region sequence-specific DNA binding
Source: RefSeq, a predicted model, not a curated record
UGUGUGUGUGUGUGUGAAGGAUACAAGCCGCUCUCUCAACCCACUAACACACACUCUCCCGUUAUUCCAGCUCGCUGUAGGGGAUAUUCGUCUCUACCUGUCCGGGUUGCACACCUGAGCAGACUCACCUGUCCGACCGAAAAGACUUCUCGUCCCCUCUUUGUUGAUUUGGAUUCAAAGCUGUGGAAAAAAAAAUAGGUUGAGAGAAAGGUGCGCGAGGCAACAACGACAAAAUAGAAGGAGAUAAAAGCUGUGCGCCGCCUGCGAAACGUUAAGAAAGGUGCAAGGAGGAAGGAGAAGAGGGGACCGACACCUUCCAUUUUCUUCUGCCACUUUGGACUUCCCUGCUUUUGUAACUUUUUUGUGGACUUUACGUCGUGGAUAAUCGACUUCUCCGAAUACCUACAAAUAAAAGCCCUGCGUGUUAAUUAAGCAUGCCGAGGGCCUUUCUGGUAAAAAAGGCGAAUGUUUCGCCGGGAAAGCGGAACUGGAGCGAGCUGCCUGAUCAUGAGCGAGGGGACGUCUACAUCCCAGUCUCCAUCUUCCCUCCGACCGCCCUGGUGAUGGAGGCCGAGGCCAGCCUGGCCGAGACGACGCCGCUCUGCCUCUCCAAGCGCUGCGUCUCCGACACGCAGACACGCGCCGAGCUGCCGUCCAGCACGAUGCUGGGCCGCCCGCAGAGCCCGGCGCCGGCGCCAGAGGAGAGGUCCGACGUCAGGAGGAGCUCGCAGGGCAGCGCCACGUACGUCCGCUCCAAAAUCAAGGUGACUACAGGCGAGUUACCGCCCGAUCCGUCUCUUCUUCCCUUCUCUCUUCCUCCCGUUGCCGCGGCUCCGGCUCCGGCUCCGGCUCCGGCUCCAAACGCCACUGUGAUGCCAGUUGCCUUGACGACAAGCCCCGACCCCAGGGAAGCGGUCCCCAUGGUGACCAGAUCCGCAGGUCACAGUCAGAGAUCGCUAUCGGCGGUGACAGCGGCGUUUGUGUGCCAGGUUUGCCAGAAGACCUUCCAGUACCAGCGAAUGUUGAACAGACAUCUCAAGUGUCACAACGACACCAAGAGACACCCGUGCAGCUUCUGCGGAAAAGGCUUCAACGACACCUUCGACCUAAAGAGACACGUACGCACGCACACAGGAGUCCGUCCCUACAAGUGCACGCUCUGCGAAAAGGCCUUCACCCAGCGCUGCUCCCUGGAGUCCCACAUGAAGAAGAUCCACAGCAUCACGCAGAAGUACGCCUACAAGGAGCGGCGCAACAAGCUGUACGUCUGCGAGGAGUGCGGCCUCACGUCGGGGUCCCAGGAGGAGCUGGUGAUCCACCUCCACUCGCUGCACCCCGACAGCGCGCUGCUGAAGGGGAAGGCCGCGAGGAGGGCCGGCGGAGAGUCGUCCCCAAGCUCCGCCCACGGGGCCGAAAGUGAUGAUACCACUGGAUCGGUAGCAUUUUCAAAGCAAGACUUAUACCUGUAA